AUGAAUUCUUUCCCAUCUUCACAGUAGACAGAAGGCUGGUGCCUGUGUCGGGCAAGCAUGAAGUUCGUCGCUGUAACUUUCUGUGUCCUCUGCUUUCAGUUUGAAGCCCUGUAUGGAUUUGAUAGCUGCUCACCAAGACCGUGCAAAAAUAUAGAUCAGCCUCAUGUCUCUGACUCCCAAAUGAUGGUGGAAUUUGAAAAUGGAAACUUCAAGUUCACAUUCCCCAACCCCAAAAAUGUGAGUGAAUUCAGCAUGACCCUCUUCAAAGGGCAUGAAAAGAAGGAGAUCUGUGCACUCCAUCUGAGUGAGGGGAAUAUUAUCCCGAAGAGUAAUGUCACCUACUGCCAGACAGUGCGUUCAAAUAGCAGCACCACUUUCAUCCUUAAAAAUCUGGAAAGAAAACAUAUGGACAUGUAUACCUACUGCCUGGAGAUGUUCUUACCCCCUCCUUAUAUAGAUUGCCGGCUGAAGGAAACCUAUUUGUACAUCCAAGAUAAGGAGGACUGCAUUUCAAUGGGACUCAUGCCAUGGAUAAUUACUGGCCUGAUUAUGUUUGCCAUGAUUUCCUGUGUCUGCUGUGUCAUAGCCUGCUACUUUUGGAACAAGAAUCAGCAGUGUGAAUCCAAAUCCCAUGAGUACAACAGUGAAUACAUGCCCAUGGCAGCAGUGAAUGCAGCUAAAACCCCGAGAAUCUGAGGUAUAAGUUGCUUGUGGCAUGGAAAUUCUGACAUCAGAGGUUUCCAGCUACUUGAACCCGGACAAAGGGAAAUCAGCAUUUCCUCACCUUUCCCAGCCUCCCUGAGGUCCCAUGAUGGUCCUGUGC
Messenger RNA from Strigops habroptila (Kakapo), 823 nucleotides. Its product is annotated as inducible T-cell costimulator-like. NCBI's taxonomy places the organism in Eukaryota, Metazoa, Chordata, Aves, Psittaciformes, Psittacidae. The record is from RefSeq and is a predicted model, not a curated record. Gene Ontology annotation, biological process: cell-cell adhesion; T cell costimulation; T cell tolerance induction.